AUGGGCGACCCUCACAACUCGCCCAGCGCUGUGGACAACGGAUUCAACAUGCUGCAAACCGUCAUUCAGGGCAUGAAACUGGGAAAGGACGGCCUCGAAGACGCCUUUCCUCUGCUAAAACGGUGCUUGGAAGAAGAACAGAUCGGUCCAAUCCAGAAAAAAAUCGCAGAACGCUAUCUCAUCCAAGCGUUCUUGAUUCGCUAUGCGUGCUACGGUUGGAUUGAGGAUUUGAACGAAUGUGACACUCUGAUCGAAGAGGAAGAAAUUGAUUCAUCUUUGGAUGGACUGGAGAUUCGCGAAUCUCCGGAGAUUGAACAUGCAUCAGCGCUUGUCGAUGCAACGCGACGGUCUAUCGACACCGUGAAGGUGGAAGAACUUAUCCGCACAGUUGGGCAAUCCUUGUCAGCGCCCCCUCCAGGCACUGAUGUAAAGAGCCCUCAGCUUCACCUUAUCCUUGGGCGUGCCUUAGUGCUGCGAUACUUCGCACGUGGCGACCACGAUGACCUGACCCAGGCAGCGACGCAUUUCGAGAUCGGUAGAGAUCUAUGCAUUCCCGAAGAAUCGUUGCGGUUGGUCUUUGCCUUGGCCAAUCGCCAUGUUGGCUUCAUCAGGUGGACGGAAAGAGGGACUGAGGAGGACGGAGAAUUUUUGUCUCGGUGGGAAGAGGAGGUGGGGAAUGAGGAUAGAGGAGGCACCGCAUUCCGAGAGGGAACAAUGCUAAUGUUGGAGGACGAAACGCGGGCUGACGACGCCAUCGAUCUUUUGUCCCGAUCGUUGAAUCACCGCCCACCACCUCAUCCUGUCCGUGGGCAAUCCAUUGGCAUGCUGGGCACUGCUCUUCGCAGUCGUUUCGAGAGAGAAGGAAACAUGGACGACCUAGAGCACGCCAUCCAGCUCAACCGCGAAGCAGUCGCCCUGAGACCCCUACCUCAUCCGGAACGCUGCGUCUCACUGAACGACCUUGCGUCCUGUUUGCUCUUACGUUUCCGGCAGUUGGGGGAUCUGGACGAUUUGAACGCAUCCAUAAAUCUCCGUAGAGAUGGGUUGGCUUUGAUGGAUCUCCAUGACCCACGGCGACCAUUUUCACUCAACAACCUUGCAGCCGCUAUCGCCACUCGCUUCGACCAUGAGGGGAACAUCGAAGAUCUGCACGAGCCCAUUGUUCUGUACAAGGAAGCCUUAGAGAGAAGGCCAUACCCUCAUCCAGACCGGUCUCUAUCGCUUACCAAUCUGUCCACCUCCCUCUUCACUCGAUUCGAACAACUCGGGGACAUUGACGAUCUCCACCAGUGCAUCUCCCUUCAGGAAGAAUCGCUGGGACUGACAUCACGCGCGGACCCGGAUUAUUUCUUCUACCUCAACAACCUGUCCGCAAUGAUAUCAACUCGAUACGAACACCAGGGGGAAGUCGAUGAUCUGAAGAAAUGUAUACAACUUUAUCGCCAGUGCCUAGAGGCGACUCCCUCACCGCACCCUAACCGACCAUUAAUUCUCAACAACUUGGCCAACGCCCUUAGCGAUCGGUUCAAACGCGAAGGACAAGUGGACGAUCUCAAUGAAUGCAUCUCCCUUCACGAGGAAGCUUUGGAGUCGGUCCCGUGGACACACCCAGAACGGGCAUCAUCUCUGAACAACCUUGCGAAUGCCCUCUCAGAUCGCUUCACCCACACAGGGGCCGAUGAAGAUUUGGACAGGUGUAUCUCCCUUCUGCGGGAAGCUCUGACGCUAGAAACCACCGCACAUGCGCACCACCUAACGGUGGUGAACAGUCUCGCGACGGCGCUCUUGGUCCGGUUCAAGCACCAAGGCGAAUUCAGCGACCUUGACGAAGCCAUUUCUCUUUAUCGCGAAGCCAUAUCAUCGAAUUCCCUCUCUCAUGUAGACCGACCUUUCACUCUCAAUAACCUCGCAGCUGCCCUCUCCGCACGAUUCAAGCAUAAGGGUACUUUCCAAGAUCUGGAUGAAGCUAUCGUGCUUCUCCGGGAAGUCUUGCUCCUUCAAACAGAACAUAACCCUCGUCGUCCUGAGACGAUCCAUAGUCUAGCCGGCACUCUAUCCAGUCGGUUCAGUUACUACGGUGAUUUCAAGGACCUCGAGGAAUGCAUCUCUCUCCACCGGGAGGUCCUUUCUUCAACUAUGCCCACCUACCCCCUUCGAUUCUCUACGUUGAAUGACCUCGCGGGCGCCCUAUUGAUCCGCUUCGAGCACUUGGACAACCUACGCGAUUUGGAAGAAUGCAUUACACUCCACCACGAAGCGCUGCAACUGAGGCCUGCCCCGCAUCCCGAACGCCCGAUCUCCAUGAUCAAUCUAGCAAAUGCACUUUCGACGAAAUUUGAGAAGACUACAGACUUUGCAGUUCUGGAGGAUUGUAUCAGCCUCAACGAGCAGGCGCUGUUGCUGAUGCCUACUGGUCACCCUCGACGGCCUAUUUCCCUCAACAACCUUGCCAACGCCCUUUCCAAAAGGUUUGAGCACAAAGGAACGAGGGAGGAUAUUAACAGUUGCGUGGAGCUCCUAAGGGAGUCGUUACGGUUGACUACCCCCUCGCAUCCUCUUCGCUUCGCCCUCCUGAACAACCUCGGGGGAGCCUUGCGAAAGAGGUUCCACCACUCGGAAAUUGGAUCUGAUUUGGACAUGGCUUUCGACUUGUUUAGGGAGGCCGCUGGUUGCGAGGUUGGAUCGAUGUUGGAUCGAUUGAAGGUGACGAAGAAUUGGGCUUCUUGCGCACGAACAUAUCGACCGCAGACCCGUUCGGAAAUGGACGCUCACCAACACACCGUCGCACUCCUUCCUCGUCUAGCUUCGCUCGACCUCACAUUGCAACAGCGUCAAAAUGUGUUGGUUCAUGCCAAGCAGAUCUCCAGUGAUGCCGUUCGAUGUGCUAUUGAACGAGGGGAACUGGAAAUGGCCGUUGUUUUCCUAGCUACGGGACGCUCUGUCUUUUGGGCACAGGCGCCUGUUGAACGUCUGAAAUCGUCGCAGCCAAGGCUUGCACAAGAGUUCCUUGAUGUUUCUCGACAACUGGAAGGUGCAGCGCCCACUUCGAAGAUCAAUGGCCAUGUUUCGUCCAAGGAUGCCGGGGACUCUCGCUUCGAAUAUCUCUGUAGGGAGAGAGAAAGAAUCCUAGGGGAGAUCAGGAGACUGGACGGAUUCCACGGGUUCCUGCAACAACCGUCGUUCCAAUCGCUCAGGAAGGCGGCAGACCAUGCUACCGGUCCCAUCGUGUUUCUGAAUGCCAAUGGGCGUGGCUGCGAUAGCUUGAUCAUGGACAAAGGGGGCCGGUUGCGACACGUUCCGUUGCCGAAGAUCGACCACGAUGGGCUGAGCAAGCUGCAGGCUGGGAUUCAGAAACUUGCCCAAGGAAUAGCGAUUGAUGGACAUGGCGUUGAUGAGAUAGAGGACUUGGUUAGAGGAGGAGAGGUUCGCCUAAAGAUGUCUCGCGUGCCGCAUGGAAGAGCGACUUCGAUGGAUGAUGGGUUCAGGACGAUUUUGAAGGUGCUCUGGGUCGAUGUUGUGCAGCCGAUCGUUCGUGCACUCCAGUUGAAGAAGGGAGAAGAAGUUACUAGGAUUUGGUGGUGUGCUACUGGCCCUUUUGCGUUCCUCCCAAUUCAUGCUGCCGGGAUUUAUCCUGCUGACGGAGUUGAAGAAAGUCUCCUCGACUAUGCUGUGUCGUCCUACAUAUUCUCUCCACAAGACCUUCUUUCUCCACCCGCACAAGCGCCCGCUGACUUCAAGCUCCUUGCUGUCAUCGAGCCAGAGGGCACGUCUAGCGGAGGGAGACGACUCCCGAUGACAGUCCUCGAAUUGGAGAACAUCCAGAAGCACGUCCCAUCCCCAGAUCACCUCAUCGCCCACAUAGGCUCCCGGCGAGAACCAACAAACGUCAAACAAGUCUUGAAGGACAUCGAGAAUGCUUCCAUCGUUCAUUUUGGAUGUCACGGAAUUCAGGAUCUGGGCAACGCCCUGGAAAGUUGCUUGCUAUUAGGAGACGGGGAGGUGACGAUGGCGAGGUUUAUUCGGGAAUUUCAUCACCUUCAUAGGUCUGGAGACUCUUUGGCGUACCUUAGCGCAUGCGAAACCGCGAUGGGUGAUAGUGACAGGCCGGAUGAGUCGCUUAGUCUCGCGGCUACGAUGGUGUACACUGGGUUUCGAGGUGUGGUUGGAACGAUGUGGACGCCUGGUGCUCCCCUGCAUGGACAUCUUGGCGUUGUCGAGCGACUGCUUCGAGUCGCGGGCAUUCAGGUCAACGUUACAGUCGCGAAGGGGUGGUCACCAUUGGCACGGGCUUGUUAUCUCGACUACUCCUCCAGUUCGACGGAAUCGAUGUCAACCUCGCCUGUGGCCACAACUCGACGCCUCUAUGUCUGGCGGCGGAGUACGAUAAGGAGGGAAUUGUCGGGCUGCUACUACAGGCUGAUGGAAUUGAUGUCAACGCUGGCCGAUAACGAGGGGGAUACCGCCUUGAUUAUGGCCUCUGCAGAUGGCCAUGAAGGUAUCGUGGAGUUGCUUUUGCAGGUGGAGGGGAUACGACUCGACCUCGCCAACAAGGCCGGAGAGACAGCACUGGGCUCCGCGCUGAAGAAUGGUCACGAAGCCAUCGUUGAACGGCUGUUGAACUUCUAA
Molecule: messenger RNA, 4626 nt
Organism: Coprinopsis cinerea okayama7#130
Lineage: Eukaryota; Fungi; Basidiomycota; Agaricomycetes; Agaricales; Psathyrellaceae
Exons: 4
Coding region: 1-4626 (1541 amino acids)
Molecular function (GO): protein binding
Source: RefSeq, a predicted model, not a curated record